AUGAAAGACCCGACCAUUCAUUGGAAACUAUUCAACUUAGUCCUCUCCACAGUUCUCCUCCUCAUCAAUCUCGCCAUUUAUAUCGCUUUCGUGGUUAUCCGCGCGAUCCAAGGCCCCUGGCUUUAUAUCGUGCUGACCUUCAUACUUUUGACUAUUGGUGUCAUAUGGUGCCACGCUCUAUGCCGUUUCGUUGUAGCAGUCUAUCAAUUUCCGAAUUAUACUGCCAAUUUCACCCUACCGAUCGAGAUGACGGAGACUGCUGGCUACGCCCAACCGAAUCAGCCUAUCCACAUCACUAUGACCGGUGACGAGGAACGCUCCAUUGAGAGUCAUGCUCAUAAUGUUCCGUGCAAAGUUACAGUCCCGCCGCCGGCGUACGGCGUAUGGAGAAAUAGUGUGAGACUUGAUCCCAACCUGCUUCACUGGCAGCGCGUCGACAUCCAGCCGGCUAUGUCGCAGAAUGAUGAAAGACGAGAGGAGACUUCAAACCGCAAAAUGCAUGGACGUCGUCCGCCGAGCUACAUAUCAGAUGAUGGUGUUGAGACCGAGACGGAGCAGAUGUUCUACCACGGUUUCGAAAACUACCUCGAACAUGCAUUCCCCGAAGAUGAACUGCGGCCUCUCUCAUGCCAACCGCUAGUCCGCGACCAAAGUAACCCUGGGCACGCCGAGCUUAAUGACGUCCUGGGGAACUACUCCCUGACCCUGAUCGAUAGCUUGUCGACCCUGGCAAUCUUGUCCUCAAGCCCUGAUGAAGGACCGAAAGCAUGGCGAUAUUUUCAGGAUGGUAUUAAAGACUUUGUCAGGCUCUAUGGGGAUGGUUCGACCGGCUCCGCCGGACAGGGGGAACGUAGCCGGGGUUUUGAUAUAGAUAGCAAGGUCCAAGUUUUCGAGACGGUUAUUCGAGGAUUGGGUGGGUUGCUAAGUUCGCAUCUCUUCGCUGUCGGCGACCUUCCCAUUACUCGCUACAGUCCCUCUUCGGCGGAAGCGACGUAUGCGAAAGCCUGGGACAAGACAUCAUUUGCCAUCGAUAGGCAGGGAAUUAGCUGGGAGAAUGGAUUUGUUUAUGAUGGUCAGCUUCUUCGGCUGGCUGUUGAUCUAGCGAAUCGCAUUCUGCCGGCUUUCUAUACCGACACUGGCCUUCCCUACCCCCGGGUGAAUUUACGUCACGGAGUGCACCAACAGCCAUUCUAUGCCAAUUCGCCCCUGAAUGCGGGCACCGCACACGCAUGCGAUGGUAGAAAUGAUCAUGUGUGCGUGGCAUCCUCAACUGAAGUCACCGAGACAUGCAGCGCAGGCGCGGGCAGCCUUGUCUUGGAAUUCACUGUCUUGAGCAGACUCACUGGCGAUGGUCGGUACGAGGAACUCGCAAAAAGAGCCUUCUGGGCUGUUUGGCAUCGGAGAAGUGAUAUUGGAUUGAUCGGCGCGGGCAUUGACGCUGAGUCUGGCAAAUGGGUCGCCCCCUUCACUGGCAUUGGCGCGGGGAUCGAUAGCUUUUUCGAGUAUGCGUUCAAGUCAUAUGUUUUGCUUUCCUCUGGACAGCGUCCGGAACACAACCGCAGCAGUCCGUGGCAGGUUCUGGACGACUACUUCGUCCCGCUUAGCGAGUACGAGCAUUCUCCAGAAGCUUUUUUACAAGUAUGGGAGGAGUCACAUUCGUCGAUCAAGCGCCAUCUCUAUCGAGGCGAGGGUUAUCAGCACCCGCAUUUAAUUCAAGGGGAUAUAUUUACCGGCGCUACCCGGGCCUUCUGGAUUGACAGCCUGAGCGCCUUCUAUCCAGGCCUUCUCUCACUGGCAGGCGACCUCGAUGAGGCUAUAGGAAUCCAUCUACUUACUACGGCUGUGUGGAACCGCUUCUCUGGGCUUCCUGAAAGAUGGAAUGUGGCCACAGGAAACGUUGAGGGUAAUCUUGGCUGGUACGGCGGGAGGCCGGAGUUCAUUGAAUCAACGUACUACCUCUACCAAGCUACAAAGGACCCUUGGUAUCUACAUGUUGGUGAAAUGGUACAACGGGAUCUCAAACGACGUUGCUGGACCAAGUGCGGCUGGGCCGGGCUCCAGGAUGUUCGUAACGGAGAAUUAAGUGACCGCAUGGAGAGCUUCUUCCUUGGGGAGACUGCCAAAUACAUGUUCUUGCUAUAUCAUCCUGAACACCCCUUGAAUAAUCUGGAUCAGCCGGUCGUCUUUACGACAGAGGCACAUCCACUAGUUGUUCCAAAGAGUGCAUAUGAGCGUGGCUGGCACCAAAAGCGGAAUCCAUACAGAGAUGAGCAUGCAGCUGCACCCGUUUGCCCAACCCCACCUUUACCUCCAACCUUUGGGUUAUCGUCAACAGCUGCUCGCCCAGAUGUUUUUCACGCCGCGAACCUAGCUCGGCUUGACUUGAUGCCAAUUCGGGGUUCCCCAGAAGGGCCUUUGGAAGACCCUGCGGAGAACCAUCCUGGGGUCACAAUCGCGGAUCUGACUUCCCCGACCAACUAUACAUAUUUCCCCUGGACCUUGCCACCAGAAUUGGUUCCUUUCAAUGCGACGAGCUCACUCAUGGAGAUUCGUCCUACUCUGGACAUUUCGUUUCCAGCUGUACCUGGAAUGGCUAGCGGGCCGGGUGCGCUGGAGCGGGUUCAGGACGGCAUCCUUGUCAAAGCUAUUGGCGGCCUGCGAAUGAGCAUGAUCAAGGACGCGCCCUCAUUUGGCGGAGAAGGGAGCGAGUUUAGAGUGCAGGUGGUCAGUGGCGUGCCUCUAGGGAAGGAUGAAAAGGUAUACCUCUUGCGAGAGAUCACAUUUGAUGUCCUCGAUCCCGGGGAUCCGAACUUCACACGGAUUCGUGAUCCCGCCAUGGUUGACCUGGUCAUUGACUUUGUUCCAGGAAGCCUCGGCCGACGAAAUGAUUCUCAAGAUGGUCGAGAACCUGGUGCAGCUUUGAAAGGAAAAGAGCAGCGAAUAGUCAAUGCCAACGCAUACAGGGUGGCGCAAGCCGCAGCUCCGGUAGACCCAUCUACCUCAAGCGUGAAGGACGUCUUAACAUCACUUGUCAGUUCCGUCUCGUCAUUGCUUCGAGAUGAGUCACACCAACUUUAUACACCGUUUCCAUCCGUUCAAAGCACCCGCCCUACCCGACUCCCUAUCCCAGCUGCUGUAUCUACUGGGCUUGGAUCUGGUCCGCUCCCCGAUUUGGACGAUUCGUCUUUCAUAUCAGUAACCGGUGGGGCAUCGCUAGCUCGGCUGCCAUGGUCUGACAUUUAUAUGGCCGGCGACCUUUGCGACGAACGCAUUCUCCGCGACGUCGCCCAGUCCCACCAAGUACUCGUCAUUAAGCGCGGAGGGUGUACGUUCUCGCAAAAGCUCCGCAACAUUGCAGCGCACCCUCCGUCACGGAAUGCGCUAAAGCUCAUCGUCGUCGUCUCCUACGAGGAAGAGGAACACACCGAUGGUGAACACUUGGGGCCCGGCGUAGCGGCAAGGCUAGCGGAGCCGUACCUUGCGCGCCCACAGCUAGACGAAACUCAGGUGACGGCCGGUGGCAUUCCACGGCGGCAUCUGCUCAGCAUGGUUCUUGUUGGUGGCGGGAAAGAAACGUACGAGCUUCUGCGUCAUGCGCGAGGUGUGGGCAUCAAACGGCGGUAUUCGAUGCGAUCGCAGGGCGUCCCAAUCAAGUUGACAAGCAGUUCCGGCCGGGAAAAUAUCUGGGGUCCCGCGGCAAAUUGGAACCAGUACACGUCUGAACACGUCUUUGGACUCCACUUCCGCUCUCCACCACUUUCUUAA
This is a messenger RNA of Aspergillus mulundensis, 3765 nucleotides long. RefSeq lists its product as uncharacterized. The transcript is spliced from 7 exons. Gene Ontology annotation, biological process: endoplasmic reticulum mannose trimming; mannose trimming involved in glycoprotein ERAD pathway; carbohydrate metabolic process. The record is from RefSeq and is a predicted model, not a curated record. Gene Ontology annotation, cellular component: endoplasmic reticulum; membrane. Lineage: Eukaryota; Fungi; Ascomycota; Eurotiomycetes; Eurotiales; Aspergillaceae. The coding region runs from base 1 to 3765 and encodes 1254 amino acids. Gene Ontology annotation, molecular function: calcium ion binding; mannosyl-oligosaccharide 1,2-alpha-mannosidase activity.